Messenger RNA from Lasiosphaeria miniovina, 778 nucleotides. RefSeq lists its product as uncharacterized. NCBI's taxonomy places the organism in Eukaryota, Fungi, Ascomycota, Sordariomycetes, Sordariales, Lasiosphaeriaceae. The annotation marks the transcript as partial. The record is from RefSeq and is a predicted model, not a curated record. The transcript has a single exon.
UGUGAACCUUAUCUUAAGCUGGGGGCGUGGUGAAAAACCCUCUGGGCCUGUAACGCUUCGCAGCUUCCAUGAACUGCAACUACGUCCCACGUGGCGUUUUCUCUGCAUGUUCUGUGCUGAGUUGGCUCUCAAACCUAGGCUUUCCCCACUCUCUGUGCAUUUCUAUCCAAUCCUUUGUUUCGUCUUUAAAUUCGCUUUCUUCCUAUCGUUUCCGACAUUUAUCACCACAGACAACUUCCUGCGACGCGUUUUUGGCUUGCUUCUAUUGAGGACCUUCAUUCUUAUCCUGUUUCGUUUUCCCGCCGUUGGCGACUUCAGUGAACAGAAAUUGGCUAACCAUCGAUCACUGACCACAGGGCAGGCAUCUUUCCUGGCGAAUAAUUAGGUAGGCACCUUUCGCAUCGUCCCCAGGCCCUCGACUUCCGUUCUCGCCGUCAUCUCCCGCAGUCUCCCAAAACCUGCCAUUCCCCCGCGAGAAAUAUCGGCGGCUCCCGCACGCGGCUCACACCGGAUUACCCCCUAUAUAAUUAGUUAAAAUUGAGGCCGAUGCCGCAAUGGUUCUAGGCGGGGAGAUUGAAGAAUUGAAGCCAUCAAUUUUGGCUCAGACAUGUAUCCCCCAUCUCUUAGUCAGACCUGGGUUCUCUUGGUGACGCGUUUCAAAGCCGCGCACCAGCAGGGCCUUCCCGGCGCCGGCAUUGCCGAGUUUGUCUUUGUAUGUCAGCGGAAGUCGUCGGCACGAAGAUUCAAGGCUGAGGGGCCGCAAGAGGAUUCAAGGCUG